Messenger RNA from Microthlaspi erraticum, 267 nucleotides. Lineage: Eukaryota; Viridiplantae; Streptophyta; Magnoliopsida; Brassicales; Brassicaceae. The record is from the annotation of a GenBank genome assembly.
AUGGCUGGAGGCUCAGCUCUGACUCCAACCUCUGUAGGAUCAAAGUCACUUCCAUUGAGGAACCAUGAAGCAGCAGAGAGAGGCAAUAACAACAGCAGCAGCAACAACAAAACUGAAAGCGUUUCAUCAAUCGAACGAGAGAUGGUUAAGAGGCCACGAGGCAGACCAGCUGGCUCCAAGAACAAACUCAAGACACACAAUUACUGUGACUCACGACAGUCCAAACUCCCUCAGAGCACAGUGUCGUUCAAAUCAGCUCCGGUUUGA